Messenger RNA from Wyeomyia smithii (pitcher-plant mosquito), 4692 nucleotides. Its product is annotated as neuropeptides capa receptor. Gene Ontology annotation, molecular function: neuromedin U receptor activity. The record is from RefSeq and is a predicted model, not a curated record. Gene Ontology annotation, cellular component: plasma membrane. Lineage: Eukaryota; Metazoa; Arthropoda; Insecta; Diptera; Culicidae. Bases 1755 to 3821 code for a protein of 688 amino acids. Gene Ontology annotation, biological process: neuropeptide signaling pathway. The transcript is spliced from 12 exons.
CAUAUGCUUGGAAACUGGUUCAUUUUGCCGGCAAAAGGCGCCUUGUGGCCUGGCAGCAAUACCGUCACUGUCUGAGAGAAACAGGAGCAAUCAGACAUCAGUUAUCUACGGGCAACGGUUAGCGUAGAUAAGUAUCCAAGAUCAGUUUCAACAGUUCAGUUAUCGUCGGAUGGUUGAACCGGUCGGUUGUCGGUUGGUCGCAGGUACGGGCGCAGUGCCAUUCGAUCGAUCAGAAAUGGAUGGUCACACUUACCGUUGUCUGUUGAUAGUUUAGCCAGGAUAUAGAAGGGAAAAACUGUAAAGUGGAUAGUGACCCGCAGAAAAGGGAGUUUGUACAGUGUGCCCUAAUCGAAUAACGGCGAAAACCGAUGUGAGCAACCCUUCAUCAACAAGUGGAUUACGUACUUCCGGUCGGGAAGGAGCGGUUUUUUUGUUCUAGAUUGAAACUGUUAAAAGCAUUGUGAACAAAUUUUGUUAAGUUUGUGUACUAGCGUGACAGGUCAAUAUCUAUGUAUGUAUCGGCCGGCCCUUUGCAGUGUUGUGUUUUGAAAAUGUCAUAGAAAAAAGUAGUGUGUACUGUAGGAAUAUAGUAGAAAGUGUGGAAGCAAACUACCCCAGUGGGGAAUAAAGUGAGAGAAAGUAUCCUGGGAUAUGCGCUGUCUAGUAGGAUGUUUUUACCAGACGAAAAAAUAAUAACAGCAAUAGCAAAUGUGAGAUAAGAAGUUUGAAAAAUUGUUCUUUUUCUUCGAUGUGCUGAAUUAUAGAUAAGCGUGAUUGCUUCGUAGUGUGGUUCAACAAUAUUGUCUAGACGCAUAAGAAUUGCACAGUGUGUUAUUUUUGUAAGGGAUAUAACCGCCCAUGGAUCCGCGUACCGGUUUCGUCCAAGGACUCCCAGAAAACAAAGCAAUUCUUUCACCUACAACUGGUUUAAUAAUAUGCAUCGUUUGGAAACUGACUAAAAAGGACUGAACUUUUUCUUGACUUUUUCACUAGGUUUCAAGAAAAGCAUCAAACCCUGUAAAAGACAAUAUCGAUGAGACGAUUGCUGGAAGACUGCAAUAUUUCGAGUUUUGUUAAAGCAAAUGAAAUAUUGAGUUUCGUACCACAGGAAGGCGGACACUCUGAAGAUUCUAAAAGUGGGCUCCUGCAGCCAUCCCACAAGCAGAGCUGCAAAGUAUCGGAAGAAAAAAAAAGCUGCUUACCACGAAACGAGCUUUAUUUUGCUUUUAUGGAAUGAAAGGAAAAUAUGAUGAAAAUGUUUUACCACUCAGUGGCAAUCGGAUUCCGCAGGACUAGCGGUGGCACCUUGGGCGGCACCCAACCGUGGACAGCAAAGUUCUGUGCUGCAGAAAAAUGUUAAUUGCGGUUGGCUCACCGCCACAACCCGGAAGUUUAACGGUGCAACAAACAUAGUGAAAUAGACUAAUAAAUGGAAGUGCUAUUGUGGCCUGUCGCCAUCCUUUUAGGGCAACGAUUUUCCACAACAGUCACUGACGGUGUGCUAUAUUAACACUUUCAUCCGUCUCGCCAUCAUGACGAGGAGCGUCGCUGCCGUGGAUAUCAGCAAAGCUGUCUUUCGCAACAGAAUCCUGCCCACCUACCAAGAUAUUACGGAACUGUAAUCUAAUUAAACAGCUCUUGGCGCCGAAGAGCCUUUUCAAAUCUCAUCCCACAAACCCUACUUGAGCACAUCUCGAAUUUCGUUAAGGUGGGACAACGACGGUAUCGUCUUCUCGGUAUCUACCCCAGCCAAGAUGACUUUUAAUGCCAUCAGCGAUGGUGUCGGAAUUCCGACCGCUGUCGAUACCACAAGUGUGUCCCAGUGGCCACCGAAUGCUAGCAGUACGGUGUUUGCUAUCACACUGUUUGCCACCACUCUACCUCUUCACGGAGCCCUUUCGGGACAUCCGAUCACGGUGAACCCCGUAUCAACUCGAGAGUCGCUCAGCUGGCUGCAGGUGCUAAACUAUAGCGAUUCCGAGGGCGGCGCAGAAAACUUCACAGUUGGAGGAAAUUCAAACCUAACGUCAUCGGACCUGUUGCCUCCGCUGGACCCGUGCGAUCCGGGCAGCACCAACUUUCAGUGCACGGUGCAAGAAUUCCUAGAAUACGCUCGAGGCCCGCAGCAGAUGCCACUAACGACCGCACUACUGGUAACGAUCCUGUUCGUGGGAAUCCUGGUUACCGGAGUCAUCGGCAAUUUGAUUGUGUGUCUGGUAAUCAUCCGUCAUCCGUCGAUGCACACCGCUACCAACUACUAUCUCUUCAGUCUGGCUGUGUCGGAUCUGAUUCUGCUGCUGCUGGGCUUGCCGUACGAAAUCAGCCUCUACUGGCACCAGUAUCCGUACAACAUGGGUCUGGUGUUCUGCAAGAUCCGAGCCCUACUGUCGGAAGCGUCAACGUACGUGUCGGUGCUGACGAUAGUGGCCUUCUCGAUGGAACGUUUUCUUGCCAUCUGCCACCCGCUGCAUCUGUACACGAUGUCCGGUCUGCAACGCCCGGUUCGGAUUAUUGCCGGGUUGUGGAUCGUCAGCCUCUUCAGUGCAGUGCCUUUUGCUGUGUUCACUGACAUCGACUACAUCGAAUACCCACCAACGCAUGAAAAAAUCAUGGAUUCCGCAUUCUGUGCCAUGCUGAGCAAUCCCGAAGGAAUUCCCCUGUGGGAACUGUCAACAUGUCUGUUCUUUGCGAUACCGAUGGUUGUGAUGGUGGUGCUGUACGGUCGGAUGGGUAUGCAGAUCCGAUCCCGAACCCAGCGGACGGCGGAACUCGGCGUGAGGAAUGGAUCCGUGAACGGAACCUCUCGCAUUUCGCAGUCCCGGAAGGCCAUUAUUCGCAUGCUGGCUGCCGUUGUGAUAACAUUCUUCGUCUGCUGGGCACCGUUCCACGCUCAGAGGUUACUGUUCCUGUACGCUCGGGACUGGCAGCACUUCAAUACGUUGAACACGUGGUUGUUCUCGGUGGCGGGAUGGCUAUACUACGUAUCCUGCACCAUCAACCCCAUUCUGUACAAUGUAAUGUCCCAUCGGUACCGGGUGGCAUUCCGAGAAACACUGUGCGGGCGGCGCCGUGGCUUUGGCCCCAGCUUCACCCGGGAUCAAUCCAAUUUUCGCGAAACAACGAUGGACGUGGGUUGUGAGACCUCCAAGCUGCUUCGAGCUCGGUCCAUGAUGCAGUCCACGAAACGGCUGCGCUACAAGGGCACUCUGAACGCGAGCAAUAGUGUCCACUACGACAGUAACUUCAUCCGGCGGAAUUCACUUCAGAUUGGAACACCGCUGGGUGGCCGCUGUUCGCCAUCACCAAACAUGACUACCAACAUGGUGGUUAUACUGGACAACAAUCUCAGCGGUCGGCCACGUUGCUACACGACAUCGGCAACGACGACGACGACAACGACAACGACGACGCCACCGCCGCCACCAUCGCCAUUGACUGCCGAAACCACCGAAAACAGUCCAACAGCUCCUCCGCUGAUACGCAUCAACGGUUGCCUGGCGAAUGUAGAUAGUGUAAAUAAUGUAAAUAAUAAUAACAAGAGGUGCAACGGCAGUAGUAUUAGCAAUGGUAUUAAUAAGGAAAACAGUUUUCCUCGCUGUGCAUCUCCCCCAUCGACAGCGGCAACGUCGUCCGAAGAGGAGCAAAACCACAUGGACAAACAACAGGAGCUAGCGCCAACGGAUGGCACGGGUGACUGGAGUCAUCACUGCGACCGUCACAAUGGCAAUCAGCCGAAUCAGCAAUCGUUGAACGAACAAUUAAAUAACGGGCAUGAUAGUGACGAACGGGAAAGCCCAAGCAGUAAUGCUACUGAAAUUUAACAGCUAGCCUAUGGACGGUUUUGUUGGAAGGGUCAGGGAAGUGACCAUCAUUAAUACUGUCGUCCGUCGGACGAUUCGAAGGAGACGCACAGUCUAUUAUGCUUAGUGUAACCAAACCAAGAAAGCUCGAAUGCUCAAACUGUUACAAUUGCUUUCAACCAUAGCUCUACUGAAAGCACAUUGUCAUGAUGACUAGAAGGAUUUUCCCAACCCUAUUCGGAAAUGAUAUAUUAAAACAGCGGUUUCCAGUACGUGGUGACGAUAUCGGGGCACAUUCAUUCGAGGCUGGCUUUUGCCUAGAAAGAGAGAACUUGUUUGGGCGACAAGUUAUUACUUUUUGUGGCGUCAUCGUCGGUUAGCAGGCGAAUCUUUGUGCACUGUAUCGUGCACUACAAACAGCAAAAAUGCUAGACAUUUCUGGGUUAUCAAAAUGGAAUCGUUGGCUGCACAGGAAAAUCUUCCUAAUUCUAGCUAAUUACUAUAAAUUAGUUGCGCUUUGCUCCAGCUUACCGAGCAAUGAUUAGAAAGCAUUAACUCUCGAACCAUUCAAAAUGCCAAAAGACGAAUUUUAAUCUCAAAGCUUAUUUGCGUGUAGGUAAACACAAGACGGCAGGUGAAAACUAACAGCCUUACCAUGUAGUUAUUCUGAAUUUCACGAAUACAAAAUAUACAUAUACGUUAGACAAUAUACAAGUAUGUUAAAGAUGAAGCGAAGCCAUGCUUAGCAAGAGUUUAGUUGUUCCUAGAAAAUAGUUUCGUGAUCAUAUUCCAAAAGAGAACGAAUAUAUAUAUGACUAAUUUACCACGUGAUAUAUAAAAAUGUAAGAAUAGUAUAUAUUUUUGUGAUCAAUAAAUCACUUCUGAACUGUAA